AUCUUGUUGGCAACGCGAAGACCGAGAUUUUGUGGAGGAAUUUCCCGUAUCUUUGUGCAAGUUUAGUUUGAGAACGGCCGCUAAAACAAAUUGUGGUCUUUAUGUGCGGGUUUCCCAAAGUUUCGGACAUAGUUGUGCGCUUUUGACGUCGUCAACAUGGCCAAGAAAAUACCGUUUAAUGUGGUGUUCGCCUCAGACGAAGAUGUCAACUUUCCAGCAAGCGAGCUUAAUAAUCACGGACCUACUGUUCACGGAUGGCGAAGUGCUCCGGACAGCAGCCUUACCUCACAUGACAUAAUCCUCCGUUUCCAGCAGCCGGCCAAGAUAUAUCGUAUACAGCUUCUGGCCCACCAGUAUCUCAUCCCUGAGAAAGUGGAGCUUUGGCUGCACUACUCGCCUAAAUCCCUGCCAAGCACACCAUCCUCCCAGUACUUUGAUUUCCUGGGCUUCGUUGCCCUCGCGGAUAAUGCAAACACCAACUACAAAUCCCGGGAGCUACAGAGCGUCACCGUGUGUCCCCGACGGGGCACCCACCUUAAGUUGCGUCUGAUUGGCGUACAGCCCAACGACUUUAAUGCCACGGGUCAGAUCUCCUUGCUCGCGGUAAAUGUCCUGGGCGAGGACCUGGAAGUGGGUCCAAGUAAUGGCAAUGGCGAUGAGCAUUUGGGCAACGAGUCCUCUCCACCUCUGGACACAGCCACCGGAGAACUGGCACUGGCCUCCAUUUGCGACGACUUACUCUUCUCUAUGUACGUGGAGGAGUCUAUCGUGCAGUCCAUCCGUGAGCUGGAGCAGCGCAAGGUUUUGGCCGUUAACGCUGAGCGGUUCGAGUAUGCCCGCAAACUAAAGCUCUGCAUGACGGCUUUGAGGAGCGCCGGUGAGCGUUUGGGACGCUAUGCACUCGCCAAACGCCAGGCUGUCCAGCAGGAGGACUUCACCACGGCGCGACUGCGGAAAGAACAGAUCGAGAUGUACCGAGCGGCGGUACUGCGUCAAUUACAAGUCCAUCAGCUGCUGGAACCGCAGGGUGUGCCACUCAGUUCCAAUGACCAGAGUUGCGAGAUCUAUGCGGGCGGGAAACCCAGUCUGCCGGCGGCUCCUAGUCUGCAGGAUGUGGCCCAGGCACUUGCAGAAGCUGCCUUCAGUCCCAAGAGCAUGACGAGUCUCAGUUUGGACGACAAGUCCUCUACGGAUGGCUCCCAGGGACAGCCCGGAAAUGAUAAUAUGGUGGCGACUCCUGCUCCCGCUCCUGCGCCAACUUCCCUGCAGGCAACUCCCACACCCACGCUGGGCGGCUGGCGCAAGUCCCAUGACGAGCUGCCCCAGUCACCGCGCCUGCCCUCCAGACACAGUUCACCCAUGUCCAGCCGCCAGGGAUCGCUGCGCAGGCGCAACAAGAGCGUGCCUCGCAACUCCUACGAGGAUUACGAAGAGCGUGCCAUUCCCACCCUGCGACAUUCAAAUACUAAUGAAUUUUUAAGGGAGUGCCAAGGUAAUGCGCUACUCGAGGCGGAUCCAAAUCGGGGACGUUCGCGUUUGAACGACCGCGAACGUCGCCAGGCUGCCCUACCCAUCCUAGUCUUUGGUAGUGAGCUGGUGGAGCAGUUCUACUCGCGUCAGUUUCAAGAUCGUGAGGACGGCUUGCUGCGUCUGCGCAACUUUCUGAAGGAGCAUGACCUGGUAGAUGCUUCGGGCAAUGAGCACGCCGCCAGUCCCAAUAAAGUGGCCCGCAGUGCGGCCCUGUUGCUCCAUCGCGCAGUGAGGGACGCCGUUUACUCCGUUUUUAGCCAAGCCACUGAGACGGUGAGGAUGCUGUUCCUAGAAUAUGUUCCGGGACGCGUUUCGCCUAACGAAGUGGCCCGCUGUGUUGACCGCCUGCUGCCGGAACUCCUGGCCAAGUCUGGUGAUCCUUCGGCUCGACUACACACCCUCGCUCAACACACGAUCCUCAGCAUCGCCGCCUGUCCGGAGGUAGCUGAGCAGCACCUGGUUGCACCAGCACUGUCGCGAAGUGUUGGAUCUGGAACCCACCAGCGAUUGGCCAUGAGUCGGCUGCAGAUGCUGGAGCAACUGGUGCACACGCAGGGCAUCAGUACGGACAAGCACAGUGGACUAACCUGCAGGGCACUAUCCGAGUGCGGUUGCUCUGGCAUUCAUCAUCCAGCGGAGCCUGUACGUAAGGUGGCCGAGCGCAUCCUGCUGCUCGUCUACAAGGUUAACCCCCGAUUGGUGCGCAAGCAAUUGCCUCCAGAUGACGACAUUACGCGACGCAAUCUCUUGUACCGACAACUGUUCACCGAGUUUGAUAAGUUGGACCUGGACCGCAAGCAAGAGUUACUAGAGGCCAACAAAUACGCAGGAGGUCAUAGUUCAGGGGAUGCGGCCACGCCGCCGGCGGACAAGGCAUCAACAAGCUCGGAUGCUUCUCGACUGAUGAACAGCCGGAGUGGACAUGGUCUGGGUUCUGUUUCUAACGCCAGUAAUGGAUAUGCAAGUUGUAAUGGAAAACAGCAGUACAAUGAGCAACUUAAGCGCUCCAUGCUAUCUGUGUCAAACUCUCGCAAGGGAUCCGCUUCGAACUCAGAGUCUACUGAAGACAACGGUCCCAAAAUUCGUUGCCCUUUUUGCGACUGGUCGUGUGUUGGUAGCGAUGCUAGCCAGUUGGACAGACACUACUGGAAGUCCUGUCCUUUUCUCACCAAGUGCCCACAAUGCAGCCAAGUGCUGGAGGUAGCUGCCCUCAACUACCAUCUGACUACGGAAUGCGAUGCCAAGGAAAGCUAUGUAGUCUGUGCCCGCUGCACUGAAUCGGUGCACAAGCAGCUAUACGAGCUGCAUCAAAUGGAGGAUUAUUGUCGGGAACUAAAAACGGGAGCGGCUCGAUGUCCCUUGUGUCAUGACGAUGUGCACUUGCCUCAGGAUGGCGGUUGGAAAUUGCAUCUCCUUAGUGCCGGUGGUUGCCCCGGGAAUAUACGCAAAAAGAAUCUAAAAAAGUCAAAUUAGGCACCGCAUAUUUAACCGAUCUAUUGGCAUGCGUAGCGAAUUUAUUAGAGCAACUAUACUAGUCAGGAGACGUACUCAAAGGAGCUAACUAAUUGCAUUCGCAUUAGCCAUAACCGUUCCGUUUAUUAAAAAAAUUUUUUUGCUCACUCUCCACAUUUCAUUUAGACACAUUUUGUUAAGCGAAUUAGUUAGAUUAAUUUAUAUUAAAUUAUUUUGUAAUUUUUGUAAGCAAUGUGAUUUGUUAACUAGAACACGAAUUUUUGAAACGUCCUUACAAUAAAUAAAGCCCAUCCAUACAGUUUUGAACAUAAA
Messenger RNA from Drosophila ficusphila, 3315 nucleotides. RefSeq names its product centrosomal protein of 104 kDa. Gene Ontology annotation, cellular component: cilium. The record is from RefSeq and is a predicted model, not a curated record. The transcript is spliced from 8 exons. The coding region runs from base 157 to 3003 and encodes 948 amino acids. NCBI's taxonomy places the organism in Eukaryota, Metazoa, Arthropoda, Insecta, Diptera, Drosophilidae.